AUGCCCUCAGCACCGCGAUAUAGUCGCAGACAGCCCCAAUCGCCCCCGCCAAGACGUAGGCAGUACUCCCCUGCCUCUGACAUUGACGAAAGGCGGCGCAGGGGUAGUGUCGACGACUACGAGAGGGGCUAUCGGAGGAGACGAUAUGAAGAUGACGCUGCCUCCCAAUCUUCAGACCAAGACGGUCCUGAUCCUCCUCCUCCCCCAAAACCUGAGCGGGAGGUGGACCAUGACCGCGAUGUUGAUGCUGACAUAAGGUAUCGCCCUAUGGUCCCGUUCAGCUGGCGCAACGAGAUCUGUCGCUUGCUGGAAGUUUCUCCUGAUGCACUAGAUGAGGAGGUUUUCCAAGCCAUAGGCAAAGCGUCCAAGAUACUGAAGGAAACCGAGAAAAUGCGGGCCCUUUUUGAAGCUCGACAAGGUCCGCCACGGUAUCAAGUAAUACACUCAGUUCGAUGCGAGAAAUCGAGAACGGAGGGAAAACUAUACCUCGAUCAGCCUUGGGUGGUUGAGACUGGCCCGCAAAACGCCCACCUGCGGGGUAGCCAGCCCAUUCUGAAUUUUGAGCUCUUUCUGGAGAGAAACAAAGAGGUUGUAGCAAUCAUCUACAAGAAUUACAGAUGCUGCGGAAAUUCACGAGCGUACCCCAAAAAGGCCCGUCAUGAGGAUGGUGACCAGAUUGAAGCGUCCUCGCUUUUGAUUAGCGAGGAGAUAGCUAUCAUCUCAGAGGACUUGAAAUCCGCUAUGGUGGAAUUUUCUGAUAGCAUGCUGGGAGGAUUUCCGCACCCCAAGUUCGAAGAAGAUGAAGAAAUGAAGUAUCCGUACAUUUGGUGGUUUCAUCGCCGGAAGGAGAUCAAUGGAGCGCUUGAACGGUACCAAUCUUCCGACUGGUUUCCUAUGGUCAACUUGGUCCGUGAGUAUAUGCUUGAGCGCAUGACGGAGGAAUGGGAAACAGUCGACGACUUGCUCGGGAGGAGGAAGAUUUGCCUCCAAUACAUGGGAUAUCUGUUUGUCCCCGAACAACUUGCUAUUUCAACUAAACAAGGACGUGCCAUCUCAAAGCUCGAGGGCGUUGUAACAGACGGUUGGCUCGAACAACAACCAUUUAUUGAAUACUCGGCAAUUGUUGAUGUGACCUUUUGGACUUUCGACGGCAUGUUCCACAAGACCUCUAAACAAUUUGCUAUCACAGACCUCCCUCGCGACAUUAAAUCCGAGGCGGAAGAGUUUGCUAUUACUGAUCUACCGCUUUACCCAAUUGAAUAUGCCAGCAGUGAGGUUGCUGAAGCCCUGCGUCAGCGGGGUCGAAUGUUUUGGAAAUGUCGUUUUCGCAAUUAUGUGUCACUCGCUGGGGAGAUGAACGAGGAUAUACAAGAUUCGAUUGGCUCUCGGUUCAUGGUCGAUAUCGCAACCCACAAGAAGCUGCAUCGUGAAGGCAAUGGCCGGUCCCAGCGAGCACCGUCUCCCGGCCCUAAUGACCUGGAGGCGGAAUACAUGUCCGAAGAUAACCCCGAUCUUGCAGAUGACUUCUUCAUGUGUCUCCCAACAUCAAUAUUUGGAUUCAACAUGGAUAAAAAGGAAUGGGUCAACUUGGACGUACACUAUUUGCGGGAUGUUGUCUGGAAUACUGAGGCUUUUGAUCUCCUUGUUGUUCAGGAGGAAACGAAAGUUCUCAUCCAGGCCGUGGUCACGAACCAGCUUCGGACCACGGAGAAUGCGGAUCUCAUUCAAGGAAAGGGCAACGGUCUUUUUAUACUUCUCCACGGAGGACCUGGAACAGGCAAAACUCUCACGGCAGAAAGCGUUGCUGAAGUUGCGAAAAAGCCAUUAUACAGAGUUACAUGUGGUGAUAUCGGCACCAAGGCUGAAGAUGUCGAACAGUAUCUCAAUGUUGUCUUACAUCUCGGAAAGACAUGGGGCUGUGUUGUUCUCUUGGACGAAGCAGAUGUUUUCUUGGAACAGCGCUCCCUAGUAAACCUUGAGAGAAACGCUCUCGUAUCAGUAUUUCUACGGGUUUUGGAGUAUUACGACGGAAUUCUCAUACUAACAAGCAACCGAGUUGGUAUUUUUGACGAGGCUUUUAAGUCACGCAUCCAGUUAAAUCUGCGUUACAAAAAUCUCGAUCGAGGCCAGAGACUGCAGAUAUGGAAGAAUUUUUUUAUUCGCCUCAGUCGCCUGGAACAAGAGGCUCUCAAAAAGGAUCAAAACAGCCUAUCCUAUGGAGUCAACGUGAAUGAGAUGACAGCCAAGCUUGACGAGUUAGCUGAUGCUAAUCUCAAUGGCCGCCAAAUUCGCAACGCUAUUUCGACAGCGCGGCAGUUGUCAAGGUAUCUCAAGGAACCAUUAGGCUACAAGCAUUUGACGGCAGUGAUCGAUGAAGCGAAGAAGUUUGAUGAGUAUUUGUUGGAGUUGAACAGGACGUAUACAGCGGAUGAAAUUCAGAGAGAUAAGGGAGAAAGGUAG
Messenger RNA from Fusarium sp. VM40, 2460 nucleotides. The record is from the annotation of a GenBank genome assembly. Lineage: Eukaryota; Fungi; Ascomycota; Sordariomycetes; Hypocreales; Nectriaceae.